Molecule: messenger RNA, 13187 nt
Organism: Erpetoichthys calabaricus (reedfish)
Lineage: Eukaryota; Metazoa; Chordata; Cladistia; Polypteriformes; Polypteridae
Gene: sacs2
Product: sacsin
Exons: 8
Coding region: 160-12849 (4229 amino acids)
Source: RefSeq, a predicted model, not a curated record
CACAGCAAAGAAUAAAAAUUAAAUGAAACCAAGAACUGAGUCCAGAGUGGUGAACUCUCAUUGACUUAGCAACAGCGAUCCUGCGAUUGUCACAAGUGUUCUUUGGUUGGCAUUAAAUUAUCACUCCCCUCUGAAAAAGCAGGAAAAAACUUAGAAGAGAUGAGUAAAGUAAAGAAAAGGAAAAGAUUUGGGGCAAAGCCACCACCUUUUCUUGAUUACUUGAAAGAUAUUCUACGGAGGUAUCCUGAUGGUGGGCAGAUCCUUAAGGAGCUCAUACAAAAUGCAGAUGAUGCAAGAGCCACAGACGUUAUGUUCCUGUAUGAUGAAAGAAGCUAUGGAACAGAGAAACUUUGGGAUGCAGAAAUGAGCAAGUUUCAAGGUCCCUCUUUGGUGGUAUACAACAGUGCCAGCUUCACAGACGAGGACUGGGAGGGAAUCCAAGCAACUGGAAGAAGCUUCAAAUGCAAAGAUCCAGAUAAAAUUGGUCGUUUUGGUAUUGGGUUUAACUCAAUUUACCACAUCACAGAUCUGCCAUAUAUCUUCAGUGGUACAAAGAUUGGCAUUAUGGAUCCACAGGAGAAGUAUUUUCCAGAUGGAGGAUGCAUGUGGUCUUUGGAAGAUAAUGAAGACAUAGCAGAAGUGUUGGAACAUUCAGACCAAUUUGAACCUCUGAGGCAAAUUGUUGCUGAAGUCAAUAAUGGAAAAUCCUGGGAUGCUGCUCUAAGUGGACAGUUCUUUCAUGGGACUAUCUUUCGAUUCCCACUGCGGAAUGACAUUUCAGAUAUAGCAGACAAUUUAUAUGACCAAAGCAGAAUCUUUGAUCUCUUCAAUUCCUUUUCAAUUGAUGCAGAGAUUAGCCUUCUCUUUCUCAAACAUGUGUCAUCAAUUACACUGAAGCACAUCAGUCCCGAAGGGCAAGUGAAGAAGAUCCUGUCAGUUUCAUCUUCCCAGGAAAUACUCAGCAGCAACAUGAAUGGAGAUAGCCAGAUUGGACUAAAAGGUGUAGAAUCUUCUUUUGCUCUUAAAGAGCUAUCACUUGAUAAGCCAAUGUGUGAACAGCAAAGCAAUCUUUGGUUGGUUUCUACUGUUUCUUCUAAACCUGGGUUCAAUAAAAAUCUUGAUGUUCUGGCUGAAAAGCUAAAAUAUUUUGCCCGCGUUGGCCUUGCAUUCCCAAUAGGCCAAGGUCAUGCACCAGAGCGCAGAGGACGCCUGAGCUGUUUUCUACCUCUGCCUGACAAUGAAAGCAACACCACAGGACUACCUGUCCAUGUGAAUGCCUGCUUUGGGCUCACUGAUAACCGUCGUUAUAUCAAAUGGAUUGAAGAAGACCAAAAACACGAUGAAGCUGCUCAGUGGAAUGAACAGCUGGUAAAUGAUGUACUUCCAGAGGCUUACUGCCAGUUUGUUCUUGAUGCCAUUGCUGAAGCUCAUAAAGGCAACAAAAUUCUAGAACCAAUGAUGACCUACAGUCUCUGGCCAGAUUUAGAAAAAAUGGUGUUCAAUGAACGCUGGCAGAAAAUAGCAAGAAAAACAAUGGCUCUCUUAUUCAAUUUUAAAGUUCUUUAUUCUGCCUAUAACAACAUGGACUGGAUAAAGCCACUGGAUGCUGUUUUCCAAGCAGCUUCUGAAGAUCAGGCCAUCAGACAAGCUGUUGAAAAUCUUCUUUAUUUAUUACAGAAGCCUUUGGUGAAGGUUCCAGACCAUGUUAAUCAAACGAUUCAGUGUGUUCUUGGAAAUCAAAUCACAAAAACUACUCCAGCAUUUGUCUGUGACCUGCUGAAAGUGUGUGCACUAGAUAAACUGACUCGAGAGGACAAAAUGUCGCUUCUUGAGUUUGUUCUUAAAGAACCUGAUCAUUUCAAACUGAAAGGUCUUAAAUUGCUGCCUCUCAGCGAUGGCUCCUUUUCUGAUUUUCAUGUCCCCAACUGCCAUGAAAAACUAUUUGUUGAUAGUGAAGAAUUUCCAAGGUCCUUGUUACCUGGGCUGGAAAAACAAUUCAUUUCCAAAGAACUAAAACCUACUGUGUUUGGCUCUUUGAAGAAUUUAGCUGCAGAAGAGAUUUUUAAUCUUUACAACCUAAAUGAGAGGCUGGUCACAGAAUACAUCAAGCAAGCUGUACCCGGCGACUGGGCCUGUGGCUCUGAACACGUCACGUGGGAACUGAACAAUCCAAGUCAUCCACCCUCCGGCUGGCUUGAGCAGGUGUGGUCAUUCCUGGGUAAAUACUGUUGCAAUCUAUCUGCCUUUGAAGGAUUACCUAUUAUUCCACUCUCGCGAGCAUCAAAGGACUGUGUUUACCUGGCACGUCUUCUGAAAAACACAACUUUGAUUUUCCAAACUUAUAAUGAGUACAGUUUGGAUGAAGAGAUGGUAGCCAUUAUAGAGAAGCUUGGGGGUACUAUAAUUAAAGGGGACAACGCUUUUCUUGCUCAUAAGCAGCUGAGCCAAUAUGUCCUCCCUCCUUCUGUAAGCAAUGUCUUAACCUUGAUUUCCAACAUUGGCACUGAAACAGUUAUAAAGAAGGUAAAGACUAUGUCUGCAAAUGAAAAAGAUCAUCUGAGGUACUUCCUCUCUGAAGCAAAGGUUUUCACACAAGUACAGGAAAUUGUUAUUUCACAGUUACCUGUCUUUCGUCAUAUGCUUUCACUAACUGGAACAAGUGAAGAGUUUGUAGCUCCUAAGAAUUACGACGCACUGAACUUUGACACAGUGCCUUGUGUACCACAUGAUCUUACUUUGCCAGAAUUGGUUCUGAGAUGCAACAAUGAACAAGACAGAAAACUUCUUUUGCUUUUGAAGGGCAGGUUACUCAGUGCAGCAGACAUUGCUGUUAGAAUUAUAGAAGGGAUGAAGAAAGGCCUCUACAGAACCUCUGACCAGGCAGACACUGUUAUGCUGUGGAUUCUAAGAAAUGACCCCUUGCUUUACAAGCAGAACAAAGAGGUUCGUGAAAAGUGUAAAAAACUUCAGUUUCUAAAAUCAAGAGACAUGCUAGUUGAGCCAUCUGACAUCUUUGAUCCAGAAGUGGCCAUAUUUAAGGAUCUGUUUGGUGAAGAUUACUUCCCACCUCAGGUUUUUCAGGAAAAUGAAGUGCUGCAAGCCUUGCGCCUCCUGGGAUUGAGAACAUCUGCAGGAGAUAUAAAUGCAAAUGAGUUCCUAAAGGUGGCAGAAGAAGUGCAAAAAUUACAUAUUUUUGAUGAUAAAAAAAAAUCAGAUGCAUUGAUAAAAGUAUGUAAUGAAACAAAUAUUCUCAAUAGAUUAACGAAAAAUCAAAUUUGUGACCUUUGUGCCUUGAAGUGGGUACCAGCCAAGUUACAUGCAGCCAGCAUGAGUAGUAGGUAUAAACCUCAUGAAGUGAAGCAUAUAAGUUUAAAUAAUUUAGUUGGCUUGGUCAUGCCACUGACAAGUGAAUUAAACAGCCAGGCUUGUGAGGUUUUGGGUAUGACCAGUCCCCCGCCUCCAGAAAAGGUUGUUGAAAACCUCAAACAACUUUCUGCUUCCUAUGCAAGUCAAAAUUCAUUUUUCAUCAAAAAUCAAGCAGUUGCAAUCUACAACCAUAUGCAGGAAAACCUUGAAAAAUAUGAGUAUUUUUUAAAAGAUGCGCCAAUCUGGAAUGGAGAUGGAUUUUCACAUCCAAGAGACAUUAUUCUGAAUUACCCAUCUGAAUUAGAUUUAAGCUAUUGUGUGAAGAUGGUUCCACAUGAUUUAUCACAAAGGUACAGUAAAUUACUGACAAAAUGUGGUGUGAAGCCUAUGCUGAGCGCAAAAGAAGUGGUAAACCUCUUAUGGGAUUUAAAGAAAAAUAUAGAUGCUUGUGUGAUCAAUGCAGGACCAAAGGAGAUGAAAUUUACCAUUGCAAUUCUUGACUGGCUCAAGCUGACAAAUCAUCAUAUAAAUAUCUUGCAAGAUAUUGAUAAACUCUUGGUUCCUGUCCACAAAGUAGGAAAGCCUGGAGGUUUUCGCUUGGAGACCGUGUCCAAGGUCUUAUUUCCAGACAUUUCUGCAGAUGUUUUUGAUGAUCUUUGUCAAGAUGAUGAAAACUUUGUCAUUGUCCAUAAAGAGGUACCUCGGGCAACAGCCGAGUUUUUGCAGGUUCCUUUUCUGAGCACUAGAAUAUUAAAUCCUGAAUUCAUACCAUGGGGUCAAACUGAACCGAUAUCUUUGCGGAUUAAAAAUAUUCUCAAAGAGUAUGAUGAGGACGGUGAUAUUUUCAAAGAACUCAUUCAGAAUGCAGAGGAUGCUGGUGCAACAGUUUGCAACUUUUUAUUUGAUAUGCGGCAAAAUGAAGACUGUAGGGAAAGCCUAAUUGAUCCUGGCAUGGCACUGUGUCAUGGGCCGGCUCUGUGGUCACACAAUGACAGGACCUUUUUAGAAGAGGACUUUAAAAACAUUACCAAAGUUGGAUCAGCUUCAAAAGAGUCACAGAUUGAUAAGAUUGGACUUUUUGGCCUGGGUUUUAAUUCAGUUUAUCAUAUAACUGAUGUUCCAUCAAUUUUGAGUAAAACAAAACUAGUAAUCUUUGAUCCCAACGUUACGCAUCUUAGAAAGCACAUUCCACAGCAGAGUAAUCCAGGCAUAAUGCUUGACCUUUUAAACAAUAAGCAGACACUUUGCAGAUUUCCUGGUCAGUUUAAACCAUAUCAAAAUGUCUUUGGUUGCGAUAUAAAGAGAAGCCCUUUUACAUAUGAUGGAACAUUAAUUAGGCUGCCAUUUAGAACUCCAGAAGAAGCCUCCAAUUCGAAAUUAAGCAAUAAGUGCUAUGAUGAAUUUAGAGUAAAGUCAUUUCUGAACGCAUUUAUUGAUAACUCUGAAAACUUGAUAAUAUUCUUGAAGAAUAUUGAUAAGGUGAUUGUUAAAUUUCUGCCCCAACAUGCUUCCACAGAGCAGCUAAAGGAAGACACCAUAGUAGAAGUAAAGAGAACAGAGGUUUGCAAAUUUAAUCUGGGUAGCUGUAUCCCAUUCCUACAGCACUUACAGAAGUCAGCGGCUAAGCUUCAAGAGUUAAGCAGUAAAUGCAAAAACAUUAUUGAUGUCAGCACAUCAUCUCUCUCUGAAAUUGUACUGAGGGGCCAAAAUAUUCCUGAGAGUUCUAAAUAUUGCUUGGUAUGUUCUUGCUUCGGCAUAGAAAGAUCUUUAACGAUGUCCAUCAACUCAAAUGAUCAAUGUUUAGUGGCACUGCCACUGGGAAGUGUUGGCAUCCCUCUCAGAAGAAGUCAGUCCCCAAGUAAAUGGAAAGCAGACCCUAAAGUCCCCUCUGGUCAGGUCUUUUGCUUCUUGCCCUUUGCAAUUCAUUCUGGACUUCCAGUUCAUAUAAAUGGCACAUUCUCAGUAACUGCCAAUCGGAAAAAUCUGUGGAACACUGGCCUGAAGGGAGAGUGGAAUAAAGCUCUCCUUGAAGAUGCAGUGGUAGUUGCAUAUGUGACUGCCCUACUCCUUCUGGCAAAAAUGAGUCAGGAUGGCAGUCUUGAAGAUUAUGACUAUUUCUCCUUCUGGCCUAACAUGGAAAAUGUUUCAACCCAGUUUACGGUUGUGGCCCAAGCUUUUUAUAAGAUAGUUGCAGAAGGAUUACAAAGAAUCCCACUAGAUUUACUGAGUAAUGGAACUGCCUGGUGUUCUAUGGACAAUGCACGAUUCCUGGACUUUGAAAUUGUUGCCAAUAAGAAUUUAGGAAAAGCUGCAUUUAAAUUGUUUUGUGAGAAACUUAAGCCACCACACCAAGGGAUUAAUUUGCCAGAAUGGGUGAAAGCUGGAUUCUUGCGUAAUGGCUGUCGCCACAUCAUUGAGACGCACACUUAUAACUGGAGUACAUUUUACCGGGAAAUAGUCUUUGAGAACCUGGAGUCCAUGGAUGUGCCGACCCGAAACAUAUUCAUUCUGCAUGCAAUUGACAUGAGAAAUGAGGACAUUGAUAAUUUAUUAAUGAACAAGCCAUGCAUACCAGCAGGUAAAGCUGGAGACUUAGCAUUUAUAAAAAAACUCAUACAUCCAUAUGGUAAAGUUGCAACUGUUUUUAAUAAAGAAGAAGGACGAUUUCCCACUGGUACUACAAAAGAUUUCCUUCACCCUGAGAGGCUAACAAGGCUUGAAAUUCUCGGUAUGGCUAAAGACAACAUCUCUGUUCCUGACCUUAUUGAGCGACUGAAAACCAUAGAAAGUGUGUGGUUGAAAGACAAGAAACAGGCAUGUCUGAGAAUCCAAAACAUUAUGAUGUUGCUCGCCAGUUUAAAAAUAAGUAAUUCUGAACAAGAGCUGAUUCAGGAUAUACCAUUUUUGCCAGCUGAGCGACCCAUCUCUGUGGAAAACAUUGUUCCUGAAAGAGAUUGCCUGAGAAAACCGAAGGAUAUGUACGGCUAUAAAUUCAGAUGGUGUGUCAAUAUGAGCGAGCCAGUAAUUUAUAAAGACGUGUUCAGCUCAGACUUUAAGAUCUCUCCAGAAGUGAAAAGUAUUUUAGGGCUAAACAAAAACCCACCAUUAGAGACGGUGCUAUUGCAGCUACAAAAGGUUUCUAGUUUUAAUCACAGAAUGAAAUCUGCCACAGUUAAAAGUAUUGUUAAAAGUUGCUAUUCUUACUUAAACCAGUAUCUUCAGCAUAACCCACCAUCAGUUACUCUGGCAAAUGGCUUGAAAUUUCCAUUUAUCUUGGUGGAAGGGAAAUUUGUGUCCGCAGAUGAAGUGGCACAUCAGAUGUUAUUAAAUGGUGCUCCUUACCUUUACAAACUUCCCGAGGAGUACAGAGAGUUUCCUGAACUUUGGAAAUUUGUCAGAGUUGAAAAGAAUUUCUCAUUUGCAGCUUACUCCUCUGUGCUUCAGAAACUGGCUCAACGCUAUAAUGGACAGAGCUUAAAGAAAGAUGAUCUUGACCUGUGUUUGAGAAUCAUCAAUACUGGCUAUGCAAUACUUUUGCAAAAAGAAGAUGUGGACAGCUACACUUCCCAGAACAUUGUGCUACCAGAUCAGAAUGGUAUUCUUCUCCCUGUUAGUAAACUCCAUUACAAUGAUACCCCUUGGUUGGCUAAAGACCAUGACAAAAUGUUGUGUCAUCAUUUAAUACCUCGUGAUCUUGCUAUUAGUUUGAAAGUACAGACCACAAAGCAUAGGGCAUUGGAACACAUGAUGGUAGAUCCACUGUCCCGCUGGGUAAAGGGAUUUGGAAGCCGUGAAAAGCUUACCUUGAGGCUGAAAAAUAUUGUGGAAGCAUACCCAUCAAAGAAAGAUAUUCUAAAGGAGAUACUACAAAAUGCAGAUGAUGCAAAGGCCACUGAGGUUCAUUUCUUUUGGGAUCAAAGGCAGCACCCAACUGAGAGAAUAUUUGGUGAUCAAUGGGCCCCGCUGCAAGGACCAGCAAUUUGUGUCUUCAACAAUAAAAAGUUUACAGAGGAGGACAUUGUAGGAAUUCAGAACUUGGGAAAAGGUGGAAAAGGUGGCUGCCCAGAAAAAACAGGUAAAUAUGGACUCGGCUUCAAUUCCAUCUACCAUCUCACAGACUGUCCCUCCUUCAUCUCUGGAAACAGCCGCUUGUGUGUCUUUGACCCCAAUGUUCAGUACCUGCAGACAGCUACUCACACAGAACCUGGUGGAGAGAUUGCUAUUAACAAUGAGUUCCUAAGAACAUUUCCUGAUGUUUAUAAGACUUACUUACCUUCUCUUUGUAACCUUGAGGAAGGAACAUUAUUUCGAAUUCCUUUGCGAACAUUGGCAAUGGCAGAGAAAUCAGAAAUUAAGAAACAAGCUGUGACAUCUGAAGAUGUUGAAGAGCUAUUUCAGGUUCUUAAAAAUGACUCAGAAGGCCUUAUAUUGUUUUUAAACAAUGUACAGAAAAUUACCUUUCAAAUAAUUACACAGAGACACAAUCAAAAAACACAGUUGCAAUUUACAGUGCAGGUAAAUAUGUCUGAAGAAAGCCAGAAAAAAAGUGAUGACUUUCAAGAGAAAAUCCAGCACAUUGCUGAUCUUAAAAAAGAAAUAGAUGAUAUACAACCAUACCUUACUGUUUAUGAGAAGGAAAUUCACUGCACAUACAAAAAAACAAAAUGGAUUGUAGCAAAGCAAGUAGGUGUCCAGGAAAAGGAAAUCCGUGCAUCAAUGCAACACAUCUCCAACAAUCUGGAACAAAUCCUAAUACCUCACGGGGGCAUUGCAACUUGUGUUAAUUCAUAUGUUCCUGGUAAAGCAUUCUGUUCCCUUCCUUUGCCAGUUGAUACUGGGCUCCCUGUUCAUGUUAAUGGCAAUUUUAUGUUGGAUUCUGCCAGAAGAGAUCUUUGGAAGGAGGAUGGACACAGCAUUAAGACAGAAUGGAAUGAACUGCUCAUGCAACAUAUUCUUGCUUCAUUGUUUGGUGAUCUUCUUCUGUACAUGGUUAAUCUUCCAAGAACUGCCACUCAGAUUGAACAGGUAUUGCAAACCUUUCCUUGUGAGUUUUCUACCAUACAUCAAGAGUGGAAGAAAACAGCAUUACAUGUCUACAAGUACAUUCAUGCUAAAAAGCUCAAAGUUAUACCUGUUGGAAAAAUUGAAAAAAAUGCUCAGAAGAAUAUCCAUGUUAUGUGGUCAAGUAUUGGGAUGGAAAACAAUUUACAGGAGCCACAUUUCCUAAUAGAGAAACAGGGAGACUAUCUCCUAGAAACCCUGCAAAGCCUGGACAUGAAGUUGGUCCUGCAACACGAGAAGCUGAAUAAAAUUUAUGAGGGAUUUCAAGAGGCAGGAGUGAAUGUAGUUUGUUUGUCUCCACAGUCAGUAAGGGAACUUGUGAUGUCUCAUCCUUUGCUGGGCAAUGAAAGCCUUCCAAUGCCUUUAAAUGAAUCUGUAAUGAAAAGUAAAGAGUGUUUUACCAUUAUUUUAAACUACUGCCUUCAAGGGGUGACAAAAGAAAAUGGAAUCUGCCUGGAAGGCUUGCCACUGUUAGUUACAGAGGAUGGCUUCUUACGAAAGCUGCACGUUCAGAAUCCUACAUUUUGUUCAACAUUUCACGAUUUGUUCCCUGAACUAAACUACCUUUUCGCAUUUAGAAAUUUUUAUCUGCGUAAGUUUAAUGACGUUCUGACUGACACUGGAUAUAUGAGAAAAUUCACUAUAGAAGAAUCUGCACAGUUUAUACAAAAAAAACUUAUGCCAGUAAAUUGUUCAGACAGUAGCCUGUGGCCAGUUCUACAAAAAGAUAAAGUUAACUGGAUCAAAAGACUCUGGAAAUAUUUUGAAUCUCAAUUGUUCCCAGAAACAAAAAAUGCAGAAACACUGGAUAUUCUCAAACAGCAUUUUUCAAAUCAUGCUAUCUUACCUAUAUGUGAUUCAAGGACUGAUGCACAACCAAAGCUGGCUCCACUUAACUGCUUGAAAUGUAUUGUUUAUGAGUCAUUAAAUGAUGAUAUUUGUAAGAUUUUAACACAGCUUGGCUUUGCUAGACUUACUACAGAAAUGAUCUCAUUUGAAAUGGUUUAUCAUGUCAUUCGGCCAAAUCUACUCCAAACCAGUGAUCACUCUGCUGUCCUCCAACAGCUGACAGAAGCAAAACAUUUACAGUGUGACAAGUUAGCGCAUGAAGAUUACAAUAGACUUUUACAUUUCUUCAUUAAUGGGAUGAGAAAUAACUCCAAUGAACAGUUAUACAAGCAACAAUUGAAGUCUUUACCUAUAUUUGAAAUGGUGGUGGGAUCUCGAGAGCAAAUCAACAAAUUCCAAAGAGUUUACAUUUUAAAUUCUAAGUUUCAGGAGAAAUUGCCAUCCCUGUUUAAGAUUGACCCCAGAACUGGGCUCCUGGCCAAUUCUUAUGUAAAUAUGAUGUUGCCUCAGCAUGAUUCAACCAUCCAAACUCUAGACGACUUGCAGUUUUUCACCACUGUAGUCCUUGAUCGAAUGGCACACCUCUCAGAAGAAGAAAACCAUGAUGCGCUCUGUUUCCUUUUGGAAAUAAAGAAUGUUUACCCUGUAGCAUAUGACAAAUGUAAAGGCAAGAUUAUUUCAGUAUUGAAAACUAUUAAGUUUAUCAGAGACAGGAAUGGUGCUCUCCGUGAAGCAUCCUUUUUCUAUGAUGACAGCAAUGCUCUGUUCAAAGUAAUGGACUUAAAGGAGAGGUUUAUUCCUCAGGGUUUUUGGAAACGCUUUCAGAGAUUGGGGGUGAGAUAUCUGCUAAUAGAGCUUGGAAUGAUUUCUAGUCCAUCACAAGAUGAUAUCCUUAACUUUGCAAAUCUGGUAGCACAAGAGGCUAGAAAUGGCACUCAAGUAGAAAAGCUAAAGCCUAAGAUAAAUGGAAUACUUCAGGCGGUGUGUAACUUUAAUGAGGAGCAACUAAGAGAAGAUUUUAUUGAAAAGUUGUCAAAAGUUAAAUUUAUAUACCCACUUGAAGUAUGUAAAGAAUUAAGGGACCUCCAUGCCCCCUUCAUUGGAAAAGAUCAACUUAUUGCAAUGGAAGGCUCAAUGGCAUAUGAAGCUGAAAAAGAUCAUCAGCUUAUCUGGAUUGUCAUUCCAAUAUUACCAAAAUGCAUAUAUAGUAAAAAUAAAAAAAAAUCAGGAAUUCUGUUUCUUCCUCCUUUGGAAAAAGUUUUGGAAAAUCUUAAAAUUAUUACCGAGGUCAGCUGUAAAAGUGAAAUGCAAUUAAAAGUAAGAGCACAGGUAUUGGAGGCAGCUUAUGAUUUUUUUCAGAAGUCUUUGCAUGGUCCAUGUGAGCAUCUUUCAGAAAUUUCUUUCAUUAUGGUAGAAGAAGGGACACGAUUGGUUAAAUCAAAUCAAGUUGUGAUUUCACUUAAGGAUGAUAAAGACUUUCGGCCAUACCUAUAUGAGCUCCCUCCAGUACUUGCUACCUUCAAGCAGCUGUUCAUGACUACUGGGGUGUCUAUUGAAGCUACAGCCAUUCAUUAUAGCAUGGUGUUAAGAGAAAUUCAUAUGGAUUGCAGAGAGACAGGCACUUUGCAGCCAAACCAAAUGAAAACUGUCAAAAGAGCCGUGGAGCAUUUUUUCCAGCUCUUGUGUAAGAAUUCAAAUGCCAUAGACUUUAAAUCUCUGAAGCCUUUCUAUUUGCCUGCUACUGAUGGUAAUCUCUAUGAGUCAAACACCUUGUACUACAACGAUAUUGCUGUCUUUCCGGUUCAUGAUAUUCAGUCUUUGAAUGACAACUUUAAAUUUUUGGUUGACCUGAGAGAUUGCCACUUGGAGUAUGACAUAUACAAGAUCCAAACACUUCUGCAGCUCAUGCCAGAGGAUAUCUGUCCAAGGAUGCUGUCAAAGACAACCAAGGAGAGCCUUGAACAGUCCACACUGAAAUUGUGCACCUUUGGCGAAAAAUGUGAUUUUUUCCGACAACUGAAGGAUAUUUUAAUGUCCUCCAAUUUUAGAGAAGGCAUUAUUUGUCUGUUAAAGAACCAAAACAGGGGAGAACUGCCAAGUACCAUAAGUGCAAAUGAGCUAAAGUCAGUUUUUUCCAAAAUCCGCAUUGUGUGUUGUGAAACCCUGGAAAUUGUAUUAUUGUACAACUCAGAAUGCUUGAAAGAUACUAACAUUCGAAAGCAAGUUUAUAUUCAGAAGAACAGUGCUGGGUUUUGUGAUUUCUUUGUUGAACACCAAGAUAAGAUUGUUGGAAGAGAAAUGGUGAAGAAAAUAACAUCACUUGCUCAGGAGAUCAAUAGAUUGAUAAAAAAAGUAUUGAAUGAAGACUCAAUUUUCAUACUCUUGGAAAUGCUCAGCUGCAAUGAUCCUGAUGAUAUUGAUUGUGUACUAUCUGAACAUAAUAUACAUAAUAAUAAAAAUGAUGCAAACAAGUCUUUAAAGUUACCAGAUCCUGGUGAAACUGUACCUGAUGACUUAAUAGACUUCCUGGAGAUGGAUUUUUUAACUAAUAUAGAUGUGGAAGAAUAUGUUGCCUACCUGAUUCCCCCCAUUCAGGAAGAGCGAUACAUUUAUGCAAUCGUGGUUGAAUGCCUUGGAGUUCAGAAUAGAUCAGAUGGCAGAGUAGAAAUGUAUAGAAUUAGAAUUGGUGAAGAUGAGAUCAUUGAAGUCAGCAAAAAUGAUAUUUAUCAGUUUAAGAGAAACAAGAUUGACAAAAAUGAAUCCAUGGAGCUGGUGCUCUUGCCUGAGACAAAGGAGCAUUGUGCUGAACCAUCUGAUCAUUUUUCAAGGCCUUUAGAAGAUAUUAAAAAGGAAAUCAGACACUACUUUGAGGAGAUAUCCAAGCUUCCCAAAGAAGAGCGUGAAAAAGCAAUUAGACGGCUUUAUUUGAAAUGGCACCCUGAUAAAAAUAUAAACAAUGAGGAGGUAGCAAAUGACAUUUGCAAAUAUAUUCAACAACUUAAAGAAGGAAGGGUACCUUCUGAACCAAGUACAUGGGACAAGAAUAGCAACUUUUGGAAGUGGAAUGAACAAGCAAAGAGUCAUAGAAAAUGGAAGUCAAAUUUUUAUCAUAAAUAUAAGUCGCAUGAUUAUGACUUCUUCAGUUUUCAUCAAAGAGGUAGGCCAGAUCCAGAGGAAGCCAUUAGAUGGUUUAAACAAGCAGAACAUGAUCUUGAUGCUGCUUCGCUAAUACUGGGACAGGCAAUGACUGAAUGGUUUUUCUUUAAACUUCACCAAGCUGUGAAAAAAGCACUCAUUGCAGCACAUUACAAAUAUCAGGGGAAGUACUCCAGAGAUCACUCUAUUAUUGUGCUGGCAAAAAACAUGUCCAAAUUCAACAGAGACAUGGCUCAAGUGGUGAAUCUAGUGACUGAACUGAAGAAACUUGGAGUAGAUGACAUGUCAACACAAUACCCUAACUAUCAUCAACCCCCUCAUAUUCCACAUGGGCAAUUCCCUGCAGAAAUGGAAGACAGGGCACUCAGUCUGGGAAACUCAGUGCUAAGACAUAUUAAGGAGUAUGUUUUGGGCUAAUUGUUUAAUGUUAAAAUGAUGCAUUAUGUCUAAUAUGGUUAAUACAUUUUCUUACAUGUUCCUACAUUGCAAAAUGUGAGUUGUGCUGUUCUAAAGCAUUACUUAAUUCUAAUAAUAAUUAAUUAUAUUUAUAUAGUGCUUUCCUAGCUACUCAAAGUGCAUAGACAGAGGGGAACCAUUUCAAUCACCUGCAAUAGGUGUACUUGAAUAUUUUAGCUUAGCCAUAUUGUUUUGAACUAAUGACUUUAAAAAAUAUCCAACAAGUCACAUGUCUAGUACAAUAAAAUGAUGCAGCAAUUUUAUUUGUUGGUAUUUAAAUAAAUAAAAUAUAAAAUAAA